GCCGACGGCAAAGAGAAGAAAGAGCUGACCAAUGAGAUGGCAGGAUGCCAGUGCUGACAAAUGAGAUUGCGGAUGACAGUCUCAUCCUCCAAUGAAAUCCCAUUAUUCCACGCUAUUCCGAGCACCGGUGGUACUUUAAGAGCCUUGGAUUGGAAGACGAUUUGGUGGCAAACGUUUUAAAUUGCAAGAAGCGUUUCGAAUCAAGUAUUGGGCAAAACGCACCUUUCAUGAACAGACUUGAAAAUAGCAUCAUAAAUAAGAUUUGCCGCAAAGAUGCUAAGAUACUUACAUGGCUAAAUUGGAGUGUCAUGGUGAGGCAAAACAACAACCUUGUUGAAUGUGUGGCGAUAAAAUCGACAGUUGUAAGAAAUGAAUUUUCAGAAAUCGGCGACAAGGAGAUGAAAUCAGAGGUAGAAAAGCUUUCGAAGAAUAGCUUUUCGCAGAAGGUUUGCUUCUUAGAUGAAUCAAAAGAAGGUUCUUCAAAGGAAGCCUCGGAUACCGAUGAUAUGAAGCCAUCCAAAGCACACAAGGUUCCAUUGGCCACUUUUUCGAAAAAAAUAAUGGAAUGGCUUCACUAUGGUCUCCAUGGUGGUGAAAAGCCAACUGAAGAAGCUACAGCGACAGCGUUGGACCAGAAUAUGGUGACAAAACUCCGUUCCAUUCAAGAAACAGUUAUUAAAAGAUUGGAUGAACCUUUGUGCCCAUUAGAUGGUAUCGACCCUGUCCAGGAUAUUUUGACACCAAGGUCAAAAAGAAUCUACGAGACAUAUACUCCAAGAAGAAAAGAGGCAUUUGAAAAGGGAAUGGAAUGGCAAUCAAAUCAAAGGAAAGGAAGGGUAACAGAUGCCUCAACUAGCCCUUCAAAAUAUGACUUUCUAGAAGAGUCGCAAAGAAUUCCUACAGCAAAGAGAAAUCUCUUCGCCGACGGCGCAGUGGGAAUUUGGGCAAAAUCCCCAGAAAAAAUAGCUGGUCACCAAUUUACUGAAUCUCAAAGCGCACAUCACGAGGAAAGUGAUCAGUCAUGCACACUUAAGGCUGAUACUCCAGUGCAAAAUGUGCAAAGGGAGAGGCGACCAAGGCGGGAAACAAAACAGUAUGGGUAUGGAUCGAAAGAUCAAGGUGGAGGGAGGAGAAACCGUCGUGAACGACAGUUUUGUAUAUACAAAAAGGAUCCGGAUGGCAAGUAUUCACCCUUAAUUGAGUGUUCAGGUGACCCCAAAAAUUGCCCUGGAAAGAAUUGGUUCCAUACCAAAUGCCUCAAAAUAAAAGGAGACCCACCAAGUGGAGAUUGGUAUUGCGCUGACUGCAUCAGACACAAACAAAAUACAAAGCCAGUCUCAUUCAAAAGAAAAAGAAAAGAAUAGACUAACAACAAUUCAUACUGCAAUUAAAUACAGCCACUAUCUCUAUCUCUCUGGCCGUUUAACUUAAAUUUUUAAAGAUAAAAGAUAACUUUUUUAAUUUUUCUGCCAUUUGUAUUAUCUUUGAAGUUUUUCUUUUCUGACUCAUUCUACACAAAGAUGGGCGGUCAUCUAGAUGAAUCUAUUUAAUCAAAACAUCUAUAAAAAUUAGCACUUUGAUUCACAUUUUAAAAAAGGGAUACUAAGCUUAAUUGUCAAUGCCCAAUAAUUUACAUGACAGCUUCAAGAUGAUUUUUGAAAGCCUC
This is a messenger RNA of Rhopilema esculentum, 1666 nucleotides long. The record is from RefSeq and is a predicted model, not a curated record. NCBI's taxonomy places the organism in Eukaryota, Metazoa, Cnidaria, Scyphozoa, Rhizostomeae, Rhizostomatidae.